Molecule: messenger RNA, 646 nt
Organism: Cynara cardunculus var. scolymus (artichoke)
Lineage: Eukaryota; Viridiplantae; Streptophyta; Magnoliopsida; Asterales; Asteraceae
Exons: 2
Coding region: 93-302 (69 amino acids)
Source: RefSeq, a predicted model, not a curated record
UGCAGUUGCAGGUUAUCUGCCUACUUUCAAGAUCCACCAGCAAAGCAAAGCAAACAGGAUAUGGCACUUGAUCGAAUUGAAGAGAGGAAAAGAUGCAUACAGAUUGGGGGCCAGCGGCUGUAGCGGUGGUUAUGUUUAUACUGUUGUCCCCGGGGCUGCUAUUUCAACUACCGGCUAGGACACGAGUGAUAGAAUUUGGGAAUAUGUACACCAGUGGCAUAUCCAUCCUGGUUCAUGCCGUCUUGUACUUUUGUAUUUACACCAUUUUGGUUGUAGCUAUCGGUAUUCACAUUCGUACUUGAUGAUUCUCCUCUUUUAUGCUUUCGGCUUACAUGUUCUUUCUAUUGGAUGUGAUUUACGUUUCUGGCCUUCUUUCAUACGGUAAACUUAUGUUCCUUCCUUGUGUUUUACCAUGUAAUGUCUGUGCUUUCUUCAUCCAAUUUAGAUUUUCACUCGUAUCAACUCGUCGAGUGGCGUUAGACCCAUGCCCGUAACGCAUUGUGUCCGAGCUACUAGUUUUUUUAGAUGUUUUCGAGUGUCGAUAUGUGGGUUUAUAUUCCGUGCCUCGUGAACUUAUUUGUUGUCUAUUGACGGAGCACUAUUUAUCCAUCAACUGAAUCCGAAGAUCCAACGUCGUGUUUGUGUU